Messenger RNA from Drosophila suzukii, 986 nucleotides. Lineage: Eukaryota; Metazoa; Arthropoda; Insecta; Diptera; Drosophilidae. The record is from RefSeq and is a predicted model, not a curated record.
ACUACGCUUAAGCGGAAACCGCCUCUUUGUGAAUAGGUAUAAGGAAAUACAAGAUAAAAUACCAGAUUUGGUUGUGUGGAAAAAAUGGAAGGAAUAACCCAAAAACCACGCCAAAUACGCCUGCUAGAGGUCAGUGUAGAUGAUAAGAGACGCCAAAUCAAAGCUUCGGAAGAUCGCCCAAUGAAGAAGCCCAUUGGAAAGGAGAAAACCGAGAGGGAUUUCGAUUCCUACAUGGACGUUUACUGGCAAAGAAAAACCACCAGAUAUACGAUCUCCGACGAGCCCUCCAUUGGGAAACUUCUAAACUCCACCCCCACCAGCUACUCGGCAGCUAAAGCGAGGCUGGAGGACGUGCUGGUUUCUAAAAAAAAAGAGGAAAGAUGGCCACCUGCUAAGGGACAGCUGGCGGAGCCAUUAGCAGCCAGUGCCAGGAUGCUGGGCGACUUCCUGCAGUACCAGCAAAUCAACCCCCUUUCUAAUCCAGCUCCCUCUCAUCCAAUGGCCAUGUUGGCAUAUUGGGAAAAGUUGCUGAGUAUCCGUCGGGACGAUGCUGCCAAGGUGGAGAACAAGAUGACGGCUACUAAACAUAAACAAAAACACGUUGAACAUUCACAUUAUUAUGAAGUUAUUAUAGUGAAGUGUAUGUAUUCUCGAUCCGGACCACUAGCAGAGUCGAUAUACAUGGCCAUGUCCGUCUGUCCGGACACGGAUGAACCAUGUUUCACUGCGUGCGUGUUCUUUUUGCUUAAAAUUUGAACGAAAAAUCACGACAGCCAUUAUUCAAUUCCUGAAGAUAUAAUUUUGGUUUGACUGCGUUUAAAAUAAAAAAGAAUGUAUAAUAAAUAAGGUUAUUCAUUUUUAUUUUCGUGUCAGGCUGUUGUUCCAAAUAAUAUUCCAUAUUUACUGGAGUGCAACGUCAGAUUCUCUAGCGAUUAAUCACCGACGAUGGACAACGAAUAUAAGAAUACUAAGUACCCAGCCAAUAC